Molecule: messenger RNA, 1140 nt
Organism: Batrachochytrium dendrobatidis JAM81
Lineage: Eukaryota; Fungi; Chytridiomycota; Chytridiomycetes; Rhizophydiales
Exons: 2
Coding region: 1-1140 (379 amino acids)
Source: RefSeq, a predicted model, not a curated record
AUGGAUAUCAACCCAAAUGGUUGGACUUGUUCUCGUCUGGCGAUGCAUCUCGAUGGAUCUUGUCUUGCUUAUUUCACACGGACUUCUUUAGACUACUUUCCAAACAAUGAAUUCAUUCAUGCCCAUUUAUCCCCUCCUGGAGUUGUUUUAGUCAUUGAAUCUAUCCUGCAUGUCCAGCAUCAGCCUACAUCUGUAGAUUCGCAUCAAUCACAACGCACUCUAUUGUUUCGUGGUCUGGUUUCUGCUGCUCCGCUGCGUUUUGAUUUUAUUGCUCGACGUAUCAUUCAGUUCAAAAACAAAUUCUGUCCGUUGCCUUAUCUGCCCUUCCAUUUGCUUGACGAGAGUGAAAAAUCGCUGAUUAAAAUGUACUCUUCUCCACUACAAUUUUGUCGAUGGCCAACAGCAUUGCCCGAAUCGCAGGACUCUCGGCAAUCUCCAAAUAAACAUAUCUCGCUGGAAACUCCAAUUUCCUUGGAUUCAACUCCACAUUAUACUCUUCGUUGUCCGAAUGUGCUUACUGUUCAAACAGUAGAUCGUUUGGCUCAAUUGACAUUGGACUCCCAUUUAUAUUCCUUUCGUGUCACCUUUCCUGCUUUAGUCGAUGUCUUGGAUGGUGCAUCUCAACCUUCUGUCACGCCGAUAUGCAAAAAGUAUAGCUAUCUGCCUAUUACCCAAUCAUAUUCCAUCUAUGAUUAUCCAGAUUGGUGCAAACCUGCUCUUGAUUUAUUAUUACAGCGUCCAGACAAUGACUCGAAGCAUCAGUCUGGUCUUUCUGAUUUUAGAAAAUACACUCCAGUACAAUUCCCAACUGCCGCACCCGGAAGCAUAUCUCUGUCAGCAACGCUCAACUCCCAAUUCUUGCCUUGCGCCGAUACUACUCAAACCAAACAUGCAGAUUCUGCCGUUGUUUUACAGACCAAAGAAGCCACGUUUCGUGUUUUUCCCACUUUAUCCUCUACUCGGGGCGAUUCCAACUUUCGAGUCUUCGUUGUCUGGGAAGAUGACGGCACCCUUUUUCUCACUGACGAUCAACUUGAAUUUAUGUAUAUGCUUGAUUAUGAAAGUGCUUGUGAAUCACAAACGUUUGUAAUCAAUAGUCCGCCUCCAGUCGCUCGCCAUCCAGUUUCUAAACAAGUGUGA